Molecule: messenger RNA, 2336 nt
Organism: Motacilla alba alba
Lineage: Eukaryota; Metazoa; Chordata; Aves; Passeriformes; Motacillidae
Gene: C2H7orf57
Product: chromosome 2 C7orf57 homolog
Exons: 7
Coding region: 321-1067 (248 amino acids)
Source: RefSeq, a predicted model, not a curated record
UGUCGUCCCUCGGGGAAUAGCUCUUCGGUCUCUGAGUUGCUGCCACGGCGGCAGCGGGACCCCGAGCAUCGUCAGCGGGAGAGCGCCGGGGGACGGACCCGCCCAGGAGGGGCAACGGGCGCUGGCUGCUGCCUCUGCUGCUGUCCCUGACCCCGGGGAGCGGCAGCGCUUUGGCUUGUUUCUUGGGGUUGAGUUUGGGCACAGCCAGAGCGCGUGUGUGUGCCAGGAGUUCCUCAGCCAGCUGCUGCCUGGAAGUGGUGUCCUUAUACCGACGGAACGGCACCAGCUGCAGCUGGAGUCACUCCGGACAGCAAUACUCCAUGCCACUGAAACAACCAGAGAAGGGCCCACUUCCCUCCCAGAUUAUGGGUCUUAGUGACCUCUCAAGAGCUCCCCAUGAAGUGCCACUGUCUGGGUGCCACAGGAAGUGGAUCAAAGAGACUGAUUCAGCCUAUGUGAAGCUGGCAAAGCAAGGAGGCCGACCUGACCUACUGAAGCACUACACUCCUGUGGUAAUGAAGUCCCCUCCAGCAGCAUAUGCUGCACCUGACUGGUACACACACUGUGCCAAUCCUGCAGGGAUUGAGAAGCCACGGAGCUGUGUUUCCUCUCUACCAGAUUAUAUGGUUCACAGAGAGUUUAUGGCUGAUGACCAUCACGGUAAGAGUUAUGAGAGAAGAAGAGGGCCUUUUGAGUUUGAUACAAAAAGUGUUUGGCAGCGGGAAGCUGAGGACAAAGAAAAUGCAGAGAAAAAGAAGGUAAAGCUUCCACCUAUAAGCCCUAAAUAUCCAAGCAGAAUGCCAACUGUUUCUACAAACCAGGAAUUUAGUGGAGAAAAUAAGCUUUCCUUCCCACCCAUGCCUGCUCAGAGAAAAAAUGAAGCAGUAAAUUUUAGCAAAUUAAUAAGCAAUGGUUAUGGGACUGACUGGUUUCAGCAGUGUACUGGAUGGGAAAAAAAGAUUGAAGAAACAUCAGAAAGUAGUGAGCACUCUGAAGAUUCAGAACGAUCUGAAUCACCACCAGCAAGAAAUGAGUUAAAGCCACCAUUUCAGGGAUGUAAUAAGUAACUUGAAGGAUUCUUGGGGAAACUGAAGCUUUGUAUUGCUUAUAUAGCCCACUAUUUACAUGUUGGCUAGAUUAUUUUUUUAACUUAACUCAUCCCUGAUUGAGAUGUUUGUGAGAUGGAUGAACUUUGUUGGCUUGAUUGCAGCAAGUUUUAAAGAACAGACAACAGCUGCCAGUGCUUAGUCCUAGACCUUUUAUUAAUAUAAUAAACAAAAUAAAGCAAAGCUGAGGUUUUCUCCUGCAUAAGACUCCUGUUGCUUUGCUGUUCUCAAACAGGCUUACCAUAUUGCUGCUGACCUGACUAGACACAGGCAUGCUAUUGAUAUGUCCAAAUCAACGAAUUUCUUCAGUUAAGUACAGCUGUACUCAUGAAUUAUGCCACAAAGAAAGGUGAAGGGGAACUGUAUGGUAUGGGAUGAAAUGUAGAUAGAAAGAAUUGAACUGGUAUGGAUACUUGCAGUAAAAAAGUCAAACCUUCACUGAAAAGACUGCUUCUUCAUCCCAAAAACUCAUUUACUUUGAACAGACACUGAGCUUUCUCAGACUGUUCUGUUGCUGUGCCUGCUGCACAAGAGCUAGUUGAUCAGUCGUAGUGUUCAACCACAUAAUUAAAGACCUGGUGGCAUUUCCUGGUGUAGUCUUGUUGUAUAGAAGCUGAAUCAUUGGUUAACAGUUCUAUGGACUCAGCUAUCUAUGAUGUCUGCACUUUCAGCUGUUAGAUAAAAAAUUAUCUGUCCUGAAGUCUUGACUGCAACAAAAAUAUUAUGUGCUAGAUCACUGUGUUUAUUUGCACCAGCAGAAGUCUGUACUUUGAAAUAGCAAUGUAUAAAUGUUGUACUUUAAUAUUUUGAAAAAGUUAAGAUACACUGAUAUUUCAACACUUGCUAUUUUAUCUACUUGGAUUAGGAUAUAUCCCUGAAAUCUUAUUAAUAAUUAAAUAUUGAUUAUAAAGUCCACUAGAAAUUCAUUACCAUGCAAUUUCAUUACCAUGUUUUUUGCUAAUAGCAUGAAAAGUAAACUCUUAAUUUUAAGAGUUUCCUCUUCAGAUUACAUUCAGUGCAUUUUACACCUUUGAAUCCAAGUCCUGAAGGUUCUAAAAUUUAUUAAUAAAUAUAGAUUUCUUUGAACAGAGUGUUUAGAGUAUUUGGUUUAAUACUGUUCCUUUAGAACCUUGAUGUAAAAAAUUAUUUGAAAUAGGUAAAUCGUUGCUAAUCUGAACCCUUGAAAUUUUCAGCGAACUGUAGAAAUUUUGAUGUUGAUGUUGUUAGACC